AAGAGUAUCAAUCGUUUCCAAUCCUCCGAAUCAGCGAGUACUGGUUUUUAUCCAGCAGCGCAGAAAUAAUCAAGUGUCAAGUAUCAAAUAUGAAGGCCUUUGUCGUCGUUGCGUCCCUGUUGGCUGUGGCUUCUGCCUCGACCACCAUCCUUGCGGCUCCCCGUUGGUACGGAUACGCUCCGGCGGCCACGUACUACGCUGCCCCAGCGGAACUGUCCAGCCAGUACCACGCCCAGGAUAGCCUCGGACAAUACUCAUAUGGAUACAACGGAGGAUUGUCGGCCAAGGCCGAAACCAAGUCGUUCGACGGAGUGACCCGCGGAUCGUACAGCUACCUGGACGCCGAGAACAAGCUGCAGACUGUCUCGUACACCGCUGAUGCCCUCAACGGAUUCCGCGCCCAGGCCAGCAACCUGCCCCAGGCUCCGGUCGAGACUCGUGUGGCUCCCGCCCCAGUUCAGGACACCCCCGAAGUCGCCAAGGCCCGUGCUGACCAUCUGGUCGCUGUUGAGGAAGCUAAGGUGCGCAACGCCAACGCCGCUUCCAGCGAUGAGAGCGCUAUCAUUGUGAGUGCUGCCCCAGCUGCCGUUGCCCCAAUUGCGCCAAUUGUCCCCCAAAUCGCCACCUAUGCCGCCCCAAUUGCUCUGGCCCCAGCUUCCGGAUUUGCCUACUCGCACUCGACCGUUAACCUGAAGCCGGAAGUGUACGCCGCCGCCCCAGCUCCAGUCGCCACCAUUGCUGCCGCUCCGGCCUCUUUCGCUUACCAGACCUACUCCGCUGCUGCCCCUGCCCUCUACAACACCUGGAGCCAAGCCCCAGCUUACGCUUACAGCUACGGUGCUCCGGCUUUCUACGCCGCCAACACCGCUGCCGUUCCCCUGCCCGUUCAGGACACCCCUGAAGUCAUGCAGGCUAAGGCCGAACACUUCGCUGCUGUCGCUGAGGCCAAGGCCCGCAACCUGCAGUAAAUCUGUAGGCCACGUGGACGUGAUACUACCGUACCGUAACCUACACCAAACACAGGACCUGAUUUCCGCAAAUUUUCUCCGGAUUAUGCCGAUUCCGUUGUUCGGAACCGUCUACUGACUAACAAAAAAACCAUCCACCGCAAUGUGUGUAAAAAUGUAUAAAAAAGUCUUUUUGUUUAACGAUAGUUGAAACGAUUGAGUUAUGUAGUACUGCAAAAUAUAUUUUGAAAUAUGAAA
Messenger RNA from Culex pipiens pallens (northern house mosquito), 1205 nucleotides. Its product is annotated as pupal cuticle protein-like. The record is from RefSeq and is a predicted model, not a curated record. The transcript has a single exon. The coding region runs from base 90 to 968 and encodes 292 amino acids. NCBI's taxonomy places the organism in Eukaryota, Metazoa, Arthropoda, Insecta, Diptera, Culicidae. Gene Ontology annotation, cellular component: chitin-based extracellular matrix. Gene Ontology annotation, molecular function: structural constituent of chitin-based larval cuticle.